Molecule: messenger RNA, 1563 nt
Organism: Dentiscutata erythropus
Lineage: Eukaryota; Fungi; Glomeromycota; Glomeromycetes; Diversisporales; Gigasporaceae
Source: the annotation of a GenBank genome assembly
AUGGCUGUUCAAGAAUCUGCUACACGCAUCAGUCAACUACUACCGUCAAUAAACUGUGCUGAUUGUGGGCAAACGGUGGAGUUUCGAAAACUUGGAGAACAUAUAUGUAAGGCAGCCCCUGCCGUUCCCGAAUUGCCAAGUUUUUACAAGAAUAGUGGCAAAAAACCAGGUAACGAUGUAUCAAGCAUAAAAAAACCAACUAAUAACUCGAGACCGAACAUCGACCUUUCUGCUACCGAUGAGAACUUACGUGAUAAUCGUCUGUCACCCCGAUCACCCUCACCUUAUGAUGCUACACCAUCUCCAACCGAUUCCGGAUAUUCCAGUUAUUCUACAAGCUCUCCAAACGGAAAUAAACCUUCUCUUCCGUUCAUGCAAAAAUAUCAACAAGUCACUGGAAAACCAGUCAAUUCGCCAUCUGAACAGAGAGAUCGACUGCAGAAUAUAAGCGGAAGUAGUUAUUCUAGCAAAUUUUCAAGUAAUUCUGAUAACUUUGACGAGGUAAUGCAAAAAACCAGACCGCAUGACGCAUAUGGAUCGUCAAAUGAGAGUCGUGGUCAAAGACAGGAUCGCUAUUUGCGAGGCCCUAAUGAUGUUUACCGAGAAGAGGAGCGUAGUCGGAGCAGAUCACCUGCAGGAUAUGACCGCUCCGAUGAUCGAACUGAUUACAGAUUAAAAUUUUCCCAACCUUCAAAUGGCACAAAAGAUUACGAACAGCACUACAAAUCCCCCUAUGGCCAACAAGAUAACAAAUUGCCGUAUGGAUAUGAUGAUUCUGGAACUCGGCAUCUUCACAAACAUUCACAACCAUAUGUACCACCGCUGUUCGAUAAGGGUGGCAAAGAUCAUAGAAAAAAUGAAAGUUCAUUAUCAUCUUUAAAUUCUAGUACAUCCGGCCGUGGAAUUUCUGAUGACUCUAAAGAACUUCUCGAUGGAGGAUUUGAUGAUUUGAUGGAAGUCUUAAUGAGAGAGAUGGACAAUAUGCAAACACCUUCCUCACGAAUCGAUGGUAGCGGAGGACAACAUUUGGGCCAUAUGAAAAAUAAGAGUUCGUCUGGAAGGAAAGAAUCAAUUACUUUAUUUAGCAAUUCACCAAUUGAUUCUUCUCCAAUGUGGGCACUUAAUAAAGCGUGGCAUUCACAUCACCUUCUCUGUACACAAUGUCAUAAGCCUAUCGAUCCAAACGUUGGCCACGUUGAAAAAAAUGAGAAGGUAUACUGUCCAAGUGAUUUUGCUAAUCUAUUUUUACCAAAGUGUCGCAGGUGCAAUCUACCAGUAGAAAGAGAAGCUGUAAGUGCGAGUGAUGGAAAGCUGGAAGGAAAAUGGCAUGUGAAAUGCUUCAACUGUCAUACAUGUAGCAAACCAUUUCCAGACAAAUCUUUUUAUGUCUUUAACAACGCGCCAUAUUGUAAACGACACUAUCAUAAACUGAACAACUCACUCUGCAAAAAUUGUGAUGACGCUAUUGAAGGACCUUGUGCGCAAACAAUUGAAGGGUGGAGAUAUCAUCCAAGGCGCAAAAUUAGAGCAGAAAAGAGAAGAACGCUAUUUCAGAAUAUUUGA